GCAGUUGAAAGUGCUAUUACCCCGCGAGGGCCCCACUUCACACAGGUACGGCAGCUCCAUGGACGCUCGAAACCAAAGCAGACUUUUAGGAUUCAUCCUCCUCGGGUUCUCUGGGGACGCAGAACUGCAGCCCCUCCUAUUUGGGCUGUUCCUGGCUAUGUACCUGGUCACUGUGCUUGGGAACCUGCUCAUCAUCCUGGCCAUCAGCUCCGACCCCCACCUGCACACCCCCAUGUACUUCUUCCUGUCCAACCUGUCCUUUGUGGACAUCUGCUUUAGCACCACCAUAGUCCCCCAGAUGCUGGCGAGCAUCCACGCGGAGAACAAAGCCAUCUCCCGCAGGGGCUGCCUCACGCAGGUCUAUUUUUCCAUGUUUUUCCCUGUCCUGGACACGCUGCUCCUGACCAUCAUGGCCUAUGACCGGUUCAUGGCCAUCUGCCGCCCCCUGCACUACAUGGUCAUCAUGAACCCCCGCGUCUGUGGCCUCCUGGUCUUUGUUACCUGGCUCGUGGGCAUCAUGACCUCCUUCCUUCACCUCUCUCUGAUGAUGCCCCUGGACUUCUGUGGCGCCCUCGAAGUGCCUCAUUUCUUCUGUGAGCUGACGCACAUCCUCAGGCUCGCCUGCGCAGACACCGGCCUGAACGACGCGCUGAUUUACUUUAUGACGGCUCUGCUGGGUGUCCUGCCCCUCGUCGUGAUCCUCUUUUCCUACUCGAGAAUCGCGUCCUCAUUAAGGAAGAUCACCUCGUCUGCAGGGAAGCAAAAGGCACUUUCUACCUGUGGGUCUCACCUGUCGGUGGUCUCCUUAUUCUACGGGACAGGGGUUGGGGUGCACUUCACUUCCGCCGUCUCUCACUCCCCCGGGAGCAUCUCGGUGGCCUCCGUGAUGUACGCGGUGGUCACCCCCAUGCUGAACCCCUUCAUCUACAGCCUGAGGAACAAGGAUGUGAAGGGGGCCCUGGGGAGGCUCCGCAGCAGAGCAGCCUCCUGUCUGUGACGGAGCCGCGCGCCCCGGACGAAACGAGGGUGGCUGCUCCUGGGACAUGCGUUAGCCUGAAGGUCUUACUCCCGGAACAUUCAAGCCAUUUUGUUCUCCCUGCCUCGAUCUCCGCCUUGUCUCGCUCCCACUUUUCAAUCCUUUUAAACAACGAAUAGCCCCAGGCUCUCUGUGAUGACUUUUCUGCUCUCUCUGUCGUCCAGA
This is a messenger RNA of Talpa occidentalis (Iberian mole), 1201 nucleotides long. Its product is annotated as olfactory receptor 7D2-like. Gene Ontology annotation, molecular function: olfactory receptor activity; G protein-coupled receptor activity. The record is from RefSeq and is a predicted model, not a curated record. Gene Ontology annotation, biological process: G protein-coupled receptor signaling pathway. The transcript has 2 exons. Gene Ontology annotation, cellular component: membrane. The coding region runs from base 59 to 997 and encodes 312 amino acids. NCBI's taxonomy places the organism in Eukaryota, Metazoa, Chordata, Mammalia, Eulipotyphla, Talpidae.